Messenger RNA from Lathyrus oleraceus (garden pea), 1046 nucleotides. RefSeq lists its product as uncharacterized. Bases 100 to 855 code for a protein of 251 amino acids. The transcript has 4 exons. Lineage: Eukaryota; Viridiplantae; Streptophyta; Magnoliopsida; Fabales; Fabaceae. The record is from RefSeq and is a predicted model, not a curated record.
AUUGAAAAAGUUGAAACAAAUAAGCUCUUUUCUUUGUCAGAAUCACUUCUCAUUGUCCUCUGCUUGAACUUGAAGAACAAAGGUCACUGAGACGAGACGAUGGAUGUGGAAAAUCAAAAUCCAGAUUCAAAGUUUCCGUUCUGGAAACCCAUUCCUCGCAGGUUCCAACCCGAUUCACCUUUCUUCGCUAUCGGUAACCUCGAACGAGAACUUCUUGUCAAACAGGUUGCGUUGGAAUUUACAGAAGACAAAGAACAGAUUGAGAAUUUUAUACAAGAAGAUGAAAGGGAAGUCUUCUGUCCAAUUGUUGGGUGUGGAGCGCGUUUGGCUUCAACGGAGGACUUUGAAAAUCACUAUAAUGCAAGACAUACUGCAUCCUGUUCUGUGUGUUCUAGAGUCUAUCCAACAUCACGUUUGCUCAGCAUACAUGUAUCCGAAGCUCACGAUUCUUUCUUUCAGGCAAAAGUCGCUCGUGGCUAUGACAUGUAUGAAUGUUUAGUGGAAGGUUGUGGUUUGAAAUUCAAAAGCUACAAAAGCAGGCAGCAGCAUCUGAUCGACAAGCAUAAAUUCCCGACAUCGUUUGAGUUUUUCAAGAAGGCUCUGCCUUCAAGAAAACAGAGGAUGAAGUCUCAACGCAAAAAACCUUCUCAUAAGGAGGAUACUUCAGGAAUGAUGGAAGUCGAAAAUGCAGCCAUAGAUGACCUUGUUUCAGCAGUCUCUAGAUUGAACACAUCGGACUCCACUCCUUCCUCUAUCAGCUUUGGUCGUCGUAACACCAAAGGCUUGUCAUUUGUCCCUCGCGCUGUUCAGCACGGGAAGGGAUCAAACUCGGGUUCAUCCGUAACUAAGAGAUAAUAAGCUUCCACUCAAACUAAAUUACAUUUUUGAUUGCCGAUUGAUUGAUCGAUCUUCGGAUGAUGUCCCAUUACAAAAUCUCUCGGCAUGUCUUGGGAGUAAAACGGUCUUGUUUGCCAACACAAGUUGAUUGUGAUUCUCCCAUAAACUAUUGGAUUUCUACUUGCUUUUGGAAUUUUUCAUAUUCUAAA